Molecule: messenger RNA, 2365 nt
Organism: Penicillium samsonianum
Lineage: Eukaryota; Fungi; Ascomycota; Eurotiomycetes; Eurotiales; Aspergillaceae
Product: PAS-associated C-terminal
Exons: 5
Coding region: 188-2302 (704 amino acids)
Cellular component (GO): nucleus
Source: RefSeq, a predicted model, not a curated record
GGGAUUCAUUCGUCCUCGUUUCACCAGAAUUAUGGGCGACUACCGAAAAAAUAGAAAACUGCCGAUCAGCCUCGUGGGCUCGCGAUCUAAUCAUGAAUGAUCUCAUUGUUCUUUUUAAAAGACCUGAGGCCUGAGCACAAACCCGAUCUCGAUUUCGAUCCCUCGCUUCAAAUAGUCACGUCAGGCCAUGGAACCGCCAUCAAUCCCAGAUAAUCGUCCUCACAAGAGACAUUCCGCCAUGUCUUCUACGCCCACUAUUGUUGAGCCGGGCGACUUUAACGCGCAUUUCAAAACCUCGGCCCAUAAUUACUCACGCUCGCAUUCCCCAGCACAAGCAUAUGAACCGCUAGCGUUUGGCCAGCCGGCCAUCGGGAGACCGCCCGUGGGAUCGCAAGAGAGAUCGAUGCCUGGAUUCAAUACCAAUGGUUGCUCUAAUGGCAAUUAUAAUGGCGAGAAACCUUCACGCAAACCCUCCAUCGACCAGGAAUCAGUCGCAGAUUCAGUUGCGACCCUAGAUCUGGGCUAUCACGCUAUCGGCCAGCCACCACGACGGAACGAGAAACACUCCUCAACCUCAACAGGCAAUCAAAGCUUUGACCAGCGAUCUCUCAGCGCCCUCUCUUUGGAUCAACAGUCUGUCGGAAACCAAUCGCUAGGCCACCAUUCUAUAGGUGGGCCACCGGGUGGCUAUCUCUCAUCACCGACUUCCCCCACUCGCGAUGUCCACUCGUCUGCCUCAAACAGGUCCCUACAACGCAACUUUAUUGCCAACGAACUCCCGGUUCUUCAGCAGACGAAUCCCAAUGAGGGCUCUGAGCAAUUCAACCCCAUCAUUGAAGAAAAUGAGGAAGCAUCUUUUGAUCUGGUCGCUCCAUACGAGGACGAUGCAGCCCCACUACAUACUCUGGAGCGACAAGCGGACCUCAUGUUCUGCUCGGACCAUAUGCUAGCGAUUCUGAGCAAUCCGCGCUACCUCGCGCGCUUCCGCGAGUUUCUCGCCCAGGAGCGUCCACGGUCAUUUUCGACCCUGACUUAUUAUCUGAAUGCUUCUAAAUCUCUCAAAGCAAUUCAGUAUGCUAAUGCGCUCGUGCGUUUGUCUGUCGAUGUGCCUACAUCCGGUAUUGAAACUGCAGAGCACCCCAUUGGCCCGACUGUAAAUAUCGCCCUUGAACAGCGCGUGCAGGCAGCCCUGAAUGCUUUGACGGCCGAGGAAUUACCUGCUUUCAUUACCUCGACCUGUAUCAACAUUACCGGCAAGGUAGUCGAGGAGCGCGUGCGCGGAACCUUGCCCGAUAAGUUCCAGGGAACGGCAGAUGCACUGGCUGAGGUAUUCUGUCUGACUGAUCCAUCGAGGCCAGACAAUCCUAUUAUCUUUGCUUCUGGGGAAUUCCACCGCACCACACAAUAUGGCAUGGACUACGUCCUAGGGCGAAACUGUCGAUUCUUGCAAGGACCAAAGACGAAUCCCAACAGUGUUCGACGAAUCCGCGAAGCGCUCAAAGCUGGGCGACACCACUCCGAGCUUUUCCUAAACUAUCGCCGCGAUGGCUCACCGUUUAUGAACCUUCUUCAAAUGGCUCCGCUAUGCGACAGCCGCGGCAACAUCCGCUACUUUAUAGGCGCUCAGAUCGACGUCUCCGGACUCGCAAUGGAAGGUGCACAAAUGGAAUCCCUCCAAAAUAUCAAAGCGCAGAAGGAAAACCCAGAGACAGGCGGCCAAAUAACUAAAGAAUCAAAGAGCGAGUUCCAAGAACUUGGCGAACUGCUCAGUCCCCGCGAGCUGCAGAACGUGCGCGAGCACGGCGGAAACCUUUUCCAGCCGAUCGUCAACGAAGAUGCCAACCACCGUCUAUUCCUACAAGACUCCGACACCGAGAGCGAGAUACACACCCCAUCCCAAGGACCACCGAACCCCAACCCCACACCGGGCCCGGCUCCUAGUCCGUCCUUGACUGGUGUCUACAGACACUACCUCCUCGUCCGCCCGUACCCUUCCCUCCGCAUCCUCUUCACCUCCCCCUCCCUCCAAAUCCCAGGCAUGCUCCAAUCCUCAUUCCUAAACCGCAUAGGCGAGACCGGCACGAAACGCGAUAAUAUCAUCAACGCCAUGAUGGCCGGGCGAAGCGUCACGGCGCGCAUCAAGUGGAUGACAAAGUUCAACGACCAGGGCCGUCAUCGCUGGAUCCACUGUACGCCCUUGCUGGCGAAUAACGGGCAGAUCGGUGUGUGGAUGGUUAUUGUUAUUGAUGAUGAUGAGGAACAUUCGGUUAGAUGGCAGGGUAAUUGGCCGACUACUUAUUAGAUGGUCCUGUCAAAGCAUUUGUAUAUGUAUUCUAUAUUUUAUCUGCAUAAAUCUGGAUUUCGU